GCAUGUCAAAGUAAUCGUGACUGCAUUGGAUCAGCAUUCAAUGCAAAAGGGGCAAUGCAAUGCCCUAAUUGCCGGAAGAUAGAGAAAGGCCGCUGGCUUUAUGCAACUGGACAACGUCCAUCUCCUGAUAUUGAUAUAGGUGGCUGGGUGACUGGUGAAACCUAUGACAUUGCUUCUGAUCUUCCAUUUGGAUUUCAGUGGUGCCCUUUUAAUGGAUUCACACAACUAGCAUCCGUUUUUGAGGAGGGUGAAGCGGAGCCACCGUCUUAUCAUACAGUCGCAGACCAUUCGAGUGCUGCAAGCAGUUCACUUGUUUGUCCUUAUCUUUCACUGCGUGGUUUUCUCCAUCCCGUGCAUGUGCCUCUUGGUUCAAAUUCUGGUGCUGAAGGCGCUUCAUUUCAUCGCCAUCCAACUAGCUUGGAAGGCCAUGCAGCUCCUGAUUUGGGCAAUACCCAAGCAGCUUUCCAUGCAACUGAGCCAAGAAUUCUUGAUAGCGAGCACAGAUAUUUGACUAAUCUUCCUGUAUCGGGCAUCCCCGAUCAUUCUGUAGCUCCAUUUGGUAUAGGACUUCCCAGAUAUGAAACCAGCAGCCAACAAAGAUCAAGACCAUAUGUACAUCACCAUCCCCUAGUCCACAGGCCCACACCUCGCAACGGAAGCAAUCUGGUGGCACCAUUAGGGUCAGUUCCAGCUGUUAUGGGCGAGACUAGAGGCCAUGGUCAUGGUGCGAGGGGCCAUAUGUAUCAACAUUCGAUGCACGCCUCAAUGCAGGGCAGUCCUUUCCCUCCUACAGCUAGGAGGGUCAGGCCGAGGGCUUUGACAAUCACGUCUUUCAUUGCAGCAGCAGCAGCGUCGUCGGCUGAGGUUGGAGUGCUCCAUGGAUUUGCUCCACCCGCAGCUGUGAACAGGAGCCUUCCCUCUGAUGGUGAAGGUGUCUCUAGACCACCCGUCGAUCGACCAUAUGCGUGGGGCCGGGAGGGUUUUGGGCCAUUCCCAUGGGUCCCUGUCGACGGCGAGCCUCACUGGUGGAGCACGUUCAAUCCGAUGCAGAACCAUACACAUGGAGGUUUCACCCGAAGACCUGCUCCCGGGGAGCGGAUACCGCAGAGCCACCCGGACAAUGUUUACCAGCCUGUGCCUCCCCAGAGGAUGCCGCCAUUCUUGUGAAGAAAGACCAUUUCUCCCAUCACUGUGUAUAUCGUUUCGAGAGAGGCCGAGUUUAGACUGUUGAAGGGAACCCGAAACGAUGCCACUGGCGUGUGCCUGGUGUUUUUAGGGUUCUCUUGCCAGCGGACCUGGAUUUCGUUCAAAUGGCUGUGGUGACUUAUGAGAUCGCGAAUGUUGCGGUGGUCGGAACUGUGUGUAAACGUUUGCCGAAACUGCUGCCGUUGGACAUGAUUGUGAUGCCAUUACUCAUUGCCGCAGUUGUUUGUCUCAA
Aegilops tauschii subsp. strangulata is the source of this 1438-nucleotide messenger RNA. RefSeq names its product E3 ubiquitin-protein ligase IPI1. Gene Ontology annotation, molecular function: ubiquitin-protein transferase activity. Lineage: Eukaryota; Viridiplantae; Streptophyta; Magnoliopsida; Poales; Poaceae. The record is from RefSeq and is a predicted model, not a curated record.